Molecule: messenger RNA, 2437 nt
Organism: Pseudoliparis swirei
Lineage: Eukaryota; Metazoa; Chordata; Actinopteri; Perciformes; Liparidae
Gene: atg16l1
Product: ATG16 autophagy related 16-like 1 (S. cerevisiae)
Exons: 19
Coding region: 340-2217 (625 amino acids)
Biological process (GO): autophagosome assembly; negative stranded viral RNA replication
Cellular component (GO): autophagosome membrane
Molecular function (GO): protein binding
Source: RefSeq, a predicted model, not a curated record
CGAGCUUCCACGAGGAAAGGAGCCACCGUUAGACCGUAGAAGAAGAAAGGAGCAACCGUUAGAGCGUAGAAGAAGAAAGGAGCCACCGUUAGACCGUAGAAGAAGAAAGGAGCCACAGUUAGACUGUAGAAGAAGAAGGGAGCAACAGUUUGACCGUAGAAGAAGAAAGGAGCAACCGUUAGACCGUAGAAGAAGAAAGGAGGCACGGUUAGAGCGUAGAAGAAUAAAUUAGCUAGUUAGACGUAGAAGAAAAAGAAGCUAACGCAGUUAAACAAGAAGAAAAAGAAGCUAAAGAAGUUAAACCGUAGAAGAAGAAGAUCGCAGUUAAUUGGUGCGGUGAUGGCGGAGCGGCGGCUGCAGUGUUCAUGGAAGAGACACGUCUCAGAGCAGCUGAAGAUCAGAGACCGAGUCCAGAGACACGCCUUCGAGGAGAUCGUCCUCCAGUAUAACCGGCUGCUGGAGAAGUCCGACCUGCAGACGGUUCUGUCGGAACGAUACCAGACAGACAAGUAUGAGGUCCAGAGAGGACACGAGUCCAGCUCGGGGACAGACGGCGGCCGCAGUGCCGUCCUGCAGCAGGAGACGUCUCAGAUGAGAAUCAAACACCAGGAGGAGCUGACGGAGCUGCACAAGAAACGAGGAGAGCUCGCGCAGAACGUCAUCGACCUGAACAACCAGAUUCAACAGAAGGACAAGGAGAUCCAGAGCAACACGGCCAGGAUGGUGGUGUACCAGCAGCAGACCUCCAGCCUGGAGGGAGAGGGUCGUGAGCUGAGGAGCCUCCUGCAGGACCUGGAGAGGGCCAACCAGACCCUAAAGGACGAGUACGACGCCCUGCAGAUCACCUUCUCUGCUCUGGAGGAGAAGCUGAGGAAGACCACCGAAGACAACCAGGAGCUGGUGUCCCGCUGGAUGGCCGAGAAGGCUCAGGAGGCCAACAAGCUGAACGCCGAGAACGAGAAGGACAGCAGGCGGAGACAAGCCAAGCUGCAGAAGGAGCUGGCCGACGCAGCCAAGGAGCCGCUCCCCGUCGAGCCGUCAGUACUCCUCCGUCUGCUUCACAGGCCGCCGUCGGGCCCCGCUGACUGUGUUGUCUUCAGGGACGACGACAUCGAGGUUCUGGCAGAGGACGCCAAGGCGGCCGGAGAGACCUCCCCGAAGAGGCCGCUCGGCAGAACCCCCAGUCACGUCUCCCAGCCUCCUGGUGGUCUGCUGGACUCCAUCUCCAACUCCAUAUUUCGCAGGCGCCGAGCCCCCAAUGCGCUCAGCUCUUCACCGGAGAACCCAGAACCUCCGUCUGGACCGUGUGCCGAGGUCCGGGUCCCCACCACGGCACUGCACGUGUUUGAAGCACACGACGGCGAGGUCAACGCGGUGAGGUUCAGCCCUGGAUCUCGUCUCCUAGCAACAGGAGGGAUGGACCGCAGGGUGAAGCUGUGGGAGGUGGUUGCAGGUCGCUGUGAGCCUAAAGGCGCUCUGACCGGCAGCAACGCCGGAAUCACCAGCAUCGAGUUCGACAGCGCGGGCUCCUACCUGCUGGCCGCCUCCAACGACUUCGCCAGCCGCAUCUGGACCGUGGAGGACUCGCGGCUGAGGCACACCUUGACGGGCCACAGCGGGAAGGUGCUGGCCGCUCGCUUCCUGUUGGACAACGCUCGCAUCGUCUCCGGGAGCUACGACCGGACCCUGAAGCUGUGGGACCUGCGCAGCAAAGUCUGCAUGAAGACGGUGUUCGCCGGGUCCAGCUGCAACGACAUCGUGUGCACGGAGCAGUGCGUCAUGAGCGGCCACUUCGACAAGAAGGUCCGCUUCUGGGACAUCAGAGCGGAGAGCAUCGUCCAGGAGCUGGAGCUGCUGGGCCGAGUGACGUCUCUGGACCUGAACCACGACCGCACCGAGCUGCUCACCUGCUCCAGAGACGACCUGGUGAAGAUCAUCGACCUGCGGACCUGCAGCGUGAAGCAGACGCUCAGCGCUCAGGGCUUCAAGUGUGGAGCCGAUUGGACCAGAGUCACCUUCAGUCCUGACGGCCGCUACGUGGCCGGAGGCUCAGCUGACGGAGCGCUGUACAUCUGGAACGUCCUGACGGGGGAAGUGGACCGGACUCUGGACCGGAAACACAACUCGGCCAUCAACUCGGUGUCCUGGUCGCCUUCAGGAGCCUUCGUGGCCAGCGUGGAGAAGGGCAGCAGGGCCAUCCUGUGGUCUGACAUGUGACCGGCUGCAGGGGGCGGAGCCUGAUGGAGACGGGCAGCAGGGCCAUCCUGUGGUCUGACAUGUGACCGGCUGCAGGGGGCGGAGCCUGAUGGAGACGGGCAGCAGGGCCAUCCUGUGGUCUGACAUGUGACCGGCUGCAGGGGGCGGAGCCUGAGGAGGACAGCGGCUCCAUGUUGAUGGAUUUGAGGUCUUAAUAAACUGUAAAUAUUAAUCACUUAAA